GAGGACAAAGGGCUGCAUUGCUUCAAUCUGUCUGGCGAAGGAAGUCUGGACAAAGAGGCAAAUGUCACUGUCAAAUUAACUGUCAAAAGUGUGAGUGGGGUGGUAGAGAAACAAGGACAUACAUUGGAAAAGGCCAUGAAUCUGGAUGAGGUCAUGCUAGUCCCCUCUAUGGGCAUCAUGGGCUGUGUGGAGUAUGAUGACUCAUCCGGGUGUCACCUGCUGAUUGAAGUGGAGCCAUUCAAAUUUUUGGAAUAUCUCAGCUUCCAAUAUACG
Symsagittifera roscoffensis is the source of this 273-nucleotide messenger RNA. RefSeq lists its product as uncharacterized. Lineage: Eukaryota; Metazoa; Xenacoelomorpha; Acoela; Convolutidae. The record is from RefSeq and is a predicted model, not a curated record.